AUGGCGCGCCGUCCAGCAAGAUGCUACCGCUACUGCAAGAACAAGCCAUACCCCAAGUCCCGAUUCAACCGUGGUGUCCCAGACCCCAAGAUCCGAAUCUUCGAUCUUGGACGUAAGAAGGCCAAUGUCGACGACUUCCCUCUCUGCGUCCACAUGGUCUCCAACGAAUAUGAACAGCUGAGUGCUGAAGCCCUUGAAGCUGCCCGUAUCUGCGCCAACAAGUACCUUGUCAAGAUCGCUGGAAAGGAAGGUUUCCACCUCCGUGUCCGUGCCCAUCCAUUCCACGUCGUCCGUAUCAACAAGAUGUUGUCGUGCGCUGGUGCCGAUAGAUUGCAGACCGGUAUGCGUGGUGCCUUCGGUAAACCCAACGGCUCCGUCGCCCGUGUCAACAUCGGCCAGAUUCUCCUUUCCGUCCGCACCCGUGACACUAACCGUGCCCACGCCAUCGAGGCCCUCCGCCGCUCCAUGUACAAGUUCCCUGGUCGCCAAAAGAUCAUCGUCUCCAAGAACUGGGGCUUCACUCCCCUUCGAAGAGACGAGUACGUCCGUCUCCGACAGGAGGGACGUGUCAAGAUCGACGGUGCUUACGUGCAGUUCUUGAGAAACAAGGGCCCAAUUGAGAACAACAUGCGAAGAUUCCCAGAGGCUUAUGAGAAUGUUUCCCAGGAGGCAUAG
Messenger RNA from Nannizzia gypsea CBS 118893, 675 nucleotides. RefSeq names its product 60S ribosomal protein L10. The transcript has 3 exons. The record is from RefSeq and is a predicted model, not a curated record. The coding region runs from base 1 to 675 and encodes 224 amino acids. Gene Ontology annotation, molecular function: structural constituent of ribosome. Gene Ontology annotation, biological process: ribosomal large subunit assembly; translation. Gene Ontology annotation, cellular component: ribosome; cytosolic large ribosomal subunit. NCBI's taxonomy places the organism in Eukaryota, Fungi, Ascomycota, Eurotiomycetes, Onygenales, Arthrodermataceae.